AGUAAGUGUGCAGUGCAUGAUGAUGAGCAGCAUGUGUUACGAUCCUAACUUUGGUCAACACAACGUUGAAGAUAGAAAGAGAGCCGCCGGCGAUGAAAGCGCGAGGGAAAACAUAGCAAAAGCAUGUGGAUGUAUUAGCUAUGAGGUGAUAGUUUCGGUGGUUGGAAUGAUAAGCAUUAUAGUGCUCGUGGUGCCGGUAAUAUUAGAUGAAGGGACGGAGACAAUAUACGCUUCUUUGGGAGUAAAGAUUAUAUGGUGCGGAGUUUUUAUCCCUGGCAUCAUUAGAAAAAGUCAGACUUGUAUGGUAUGCUGCAUGAUUUGUAAUAUUUUUGUUGUCGUCUUUGCCAUUUAUCACAACUUCUAUUGGGAGGGAAUGCAAACAAUUUUCAACUAUUACCAUUAUGUCAUUCCUGCUGUUUUGGUAGAAGUAUGUCUUUGUGUUCUGACGGACAACAUUCGUGUGGUUUACACGAUAAAUGAUGUCACCGUCAAUGAAGAAGAUAGUUAA
Molecule: messenger RNA, 508 nt
Organism: Cylicocyclus nassatus
Lineage: Eukaryota; Metazoa; Nematoda; Chromadorea; Rhabditida; Strongylidae
Source: the annotation of a GenBank genome assembly